GGCGAGACCGUCCCGUGUGUAGGAAGCGCCGGCAGCCGAUGCGAGGUGUGAACGAGAGCUCCGCCGUCUCUCGGGCUGCUGCAAGCGGACAGACCGCCCCGCACAAUGCCGUCUUUUGAUGAGCGUAGUUUUCCUUGGGCGAGCACCAGGCAACUUCUGGUGCCGGAUCCCCGGGGCAGCUGAAUUAAGCGAACGAUGUGGCUGGACACUGGAAGAGGAACGAAACUUCACUGUCCUUCCCCUGCACCUGGGGAACGAGUCCUUCAGCGGGGAGUGCCAGAGGCUGGAUGUCACUUGGGACACCUCUGCCAGCUGUGCCAGCCCGCUCGCCCGCUCUGGCAAUCGCAGCGCGGGCAACCUGCCGCUCGUCCCUUGCCACCGUAACUGGGUCUAUGAACAGCCCCACUCAUCCAUUGUCAGCGAGUAUGAUCUCGUGUGUGGCAAUGGCUGGAUGCUGGAUCUCUCACAAGCCAUCCUCAAUCUGGGGUUCCUGGCUGGAGCAUUCCUCUUGGGCUAUGCUGCUGACAGAUAUGGCAGAAUCCUCAUCUACCUGCUCUCCUGCCUUGGGGUUGGGAUAUGUGGUAUCAUAGUGGCAUUUUCACCAAAUUUUACUGUAUUUUUGAUCUUCCGUUUUCUCCAAGGCAUGUUUGGCAAGGGAACCUGGAUGACAUGCUACGUGAUUGUGACGGAGAUCGUUGGUUCCGAUCAGCGCAUUGUUGGAAUUGUGAUUCAGAUAUUCUUUACCUUGGGAAUUAUAAUUCUCCCUGGAAUUGCAUACUUGAUUCCCACCUGGCAGGGGAUCCAGCUGGCCAUUUCACUGCCCAACUUCCUCUUCCUGCUCUACUAUUGGGUGGUUCCUGAAUCUCCACGUUGGCUCCUGACACGCAAAAAGGGAGAGAAGGCAUUAAAGAUCAUGCGCAAUAUUGCAAAACACAAUGGGAAAUUUCUCUCACCACAUUACUCAGAGAUCACUAUUAGCAACGAGGAGGUCAGCAACCCCUCCUUUCUCGACCUGGUGAGGACUCCCCAGAUGAGGAGGAGCACACUCAUCCUGAUGUACGCCUGGUUCACAAGUGCCCUUAUCUACCAAGGGCUUGUCAUGCGCCUGGGAAUUAUUGGAGGAAACCUCUACCUAGACUUCUUCAUCUCAGGAGCUGUGGAGCUGCCUGCUGCUUUCCUAAUCAUAGUGACAAUUGAUCGCAUUGGCCGGCGCCUGCCCUUCGCCAUGAGCAACAUCGUGGCCAGCAUCACGUGUCUCAUCACUGCCUUCCUGCCAGAAGAUAUCCCAUGGCUCAAAACAACAGUUGCCACGCUGGGAAGACUGAGCAUCACAAUAGCUUUUGAAGUUGUCUACCUAGUGAACAGUGAAUUGUACCCUACAACACUGAGGAACUUUGGUGUUUCCCUGUGUUCAAGUCUGUGUGAUCUUGGUGGGAUCAUAGCCCCAUUCCUGCUUUUCCGACUAGCAGCCAUUUGGUUGGAGCUACCUCUAAUUAUUUUCAGUAUUCUUGCAGCUGUCUGUGGCCUCCUAGUAUUGCUUUUACCAGAGACAAAGGGAAUCUCAUUACCAGAGACAGUAGAGGAUGUGGAGCAGCUUCCAAGUCAUUUUGGAAAAUGUGGCAAGAAAGGGAAACAUCGGGACACCAGCUCUUAUAUUUGACUUUUGAAGGACAGCACUGAGCUAACAGCUUUGUUCCCAUACUGGGAAUUUGUUCUCUACCUGCCACCACUUCAAAAUUUGCUGCAGAAUAUGGAUUAAACUUCAUGUUCUCCUUCUAAGCACAAGGACAUUUAAUACAAGUAGUGUAUUUUUCUAUGAAUGUGGAAUAAAUACUUUUUUUUCUGAGUACACUGUUUGCAAGAAGAGACUAUGGUUCUUCAUAGAGAACAGAACAGCUUUAAAAGUAUGGAAUGUCCAGCCCAGUGACCUUGUAUUUAUUUCUUUAUCUAUUUGAGACAUUUGUUUAUUGUUUUGUUAGGAUUUACAUUUGUGUGGGAAGGAUUUCAAUGGUAGUACUUUUUUAAGAUUUAGAUGACCUUGAGGGGGAGAGGACGACUAUUUUAACCUGUCCUCCUUUGCCCCUGGAGUAUCUGGACCGACAGAAGUUAUGAUGGCUAAAGAAGUUGGGUACUGAUCAGGUGACUCUUUUCCUGGUUUAGAGGAAUGGAAGUCAGCAGUGUGCAUCAGAAGAACCUCUCUCUGGUCUGAUUGUCAUCCACAGGGACCCUUUUCAAAAAAGCCCUGUUCCCUCCUUGUUCAAUGGCUUUCUGAAAUGUGGAAGCAGUCUUCCUCACCUUUCCAGGGCUUUAUGUAGGUGUCAUAACCUGCACAGGGCAUUAGCUCUGCAGGACAGGUUGUCCUGCUGCCCCUUUCCCCAGGCACAGCUGGGGUUCAUGUAACCCCUCAUAUCCCCAAGGGAAGGGCUUCUGCCUGCUCUCCUCUCCUGAAUGCUUUUCCAAACACCUCUUUCAGGAGCAUACUGGUUUUUUGCUUUGUAAAUCAUGCUCUCUGCCCACCCCUAUGAACAGAAUUCCUUCACCCUCACCACUUCCAAGAUGACCUGCACUUUCUGUCUUCCGUUCAUUAUCACUGUCAUCUUUCUGUCUUGGGGAUAUUUUCUGGGGGUUGCUGACAGAGAUGCCAAGAUGUCUUGGGCAGGGAUGAGCCAGGGGCUUUGGCUAUGGAGGGAAGUGUUAGUUGGUCCUUUGAAGCUGACACGCAACAGAAUCAACUCUCUGGCUCUGCAAGCAGCUUCCAAGGACAGAGUGCCUUUCCUUCCUCCUGUAUGACCUUCGUCAAGAAUUGUGUCCUGGCCACUGACUGGUGAACAAUACACUUCUUGAAAAGAUGUGGCAUUCAAAAGGUAUCCUGUUACCAACAGAGAAAUACAUAAAAGAAAGCCAGUGAGAUGUUGUAAAGGGCCUUAUAAGCUCACUAAAAAGAAGCUUUUGGCACAAGCAAAUACAGGACUGAGUUUGGAAGGUUCAUGCCACAGAUCAGUAGCACUAUAUUACAGUCAGUGAAAAUGAAUGAUCACUGCUCCAGUCUCACCAUCCUAUGAGUGCAGGAGGAUUUCCUAUGGUGAGGAAUAUACUGUGCUUUCCAACAAUUCCCAACUUUCACUGCCUUUUCCCAGCAACCGCUCUUAUCAGCAUCCCUUCUGGAGGAAAACAGGACCUUUAACAAUAAUCCCAGCCUGAUGUUUGCACACUGUAGGCAGUUAGUGAUAAAGGCCUGUCUUUCAAGGCUGUUUCUAGCUUACUCAGAGGCAUGGUAAAGGUCAAAGGUAUGCUUAGGAAAAGUCAGUAAUGACUUAGAGAUACAAAUCUAAAUGAACAUCUCACAAUAUAGACAGCUAAACUAGAAGACACCACACAAAGCUGGAGCUACUGGUAUAAGGAGAAAACUCCUAGACCAAUACAAUUUUGUGUGGAUAGCUGAAUGCAAUAGUCCAAGGCUGGCUGGCAGAGACCAGCCCUGAACUGGGGGCUCUGGGCUUGCACUGGCUGGAUGUGUCUCAGUGCAGGGUGGAAAGCGCAGGCCCACAGCCACAAAACUCAGCCCAGCCAGCCCCUUCUGAAGGCACCUUGGAGGACCAGGGUGAAGUGAUGCCAUGUAAUGCUGGAUGAGCUGAACCACCCUCUUCCAUUUAGUGUUUCUUCUUUGUUUGAAUUUUUCUUUUUUUAAUUGGUGUCUUAAACACUUUAGCAGCUCGAGAAAGACUGCAGAGAUAUUUUAAAGCUACAACUUUCCAAAUAAAUGUGAAUAACUUUUGACAGCUUCCUCAGUUUGUGGACAACUAAAACACGUUGAGAAAUGAGAGAUUCAAAGACUUGUCUCCUCUUUUUAGAUUAUGCUUUGCUUUCAUAGCAUUAUGUGUUGCUCAAAAGAUAAUGUAAGUGAUAAAUUCUGGAGGAUAAAAUGGCUUGGGGCAGUGUCAGAAGUCUGAAUAUAUUAAUUUCUUAAACAUUUGUUUUAUGACGGGCAGCAGAAAAAAAGCCUAUGCAUGUGUUUUGACUUCUAAGCUAGAAGUGCUUAGAAGCUUCAGGUGGAGUUUGGUAUUUGGUAAUUGCUCCUGAGCCAACUCUUAUCCUUAACAGGGACUUUGUAAAUUGAUAAAUUCUUCCAUCUCUGUGAGACUUUGUGUUGCCUCCUGGAGGUGUGGUGGGUGUGUAGUGCAGUGUCUGACAAUGGUGGGGUUACACACUUGUGGGACAGAUGAGGUGGUGGUACCAGACAAAGAGCUUCAGUGAGGGAGAACCCCAGGCUACACCAUAUGCAUGGAGUGGGAUGUACCUGGGCAUGCAGACCACAGGACAGGCUGUUUGUUUUAAGAAAGAGUUAUUCUAAAUUCAUAUGUGCCUCAAACCCCUUAAUACUUACAGGGACAUCCCACAAGCUUCUCAGAAGCCACGGCAGUGUUCUCUUAAGAUGCAUGUGUUGACACCAGCCCACUCAGUAAGAGGCACCUCUUCAGUGAGGGCCUGAAGCUAUAAUUGUCAGCUAUAAUUGUCCUGCAUGUGCAUCCUCCAGAGGCACGGUGAGAGAUGUGAGGUACACAAGAGACAAAUGGUCACUGUACCAUCACCAAAGGCACGCGAACAAUGUGACCUCAGAAACCCAGCUGUGUUUUUGCUGCUGGCAAAGAGGUUUCUUGGACCAGCAAACAGAUGAAAAUGCUAUUUUGGGUCAAAUGUGCCACUGCCACCACACGGGCUAGGUUACUUUAUCCAGUGUGUGCAAAUGGUUACCACAAAAAGUAGAGAUUUUUAUUGCCACUGACAGUCUUGAAGGAGGAAAAGAUCACAACUGGCACUGUUUGAAGGGUUAUGAGGUGGGACUUUUGUGGCCUCUCAGGCAUAUCCAGGCAUUUCUAGCCAGUUUGGCAAGGAGAGCAGGGCCAAUGGUUUCUCUAGCUCCAAGCCAGGUAUUAAUCAUGACUUCAGGAGGUCGCAUCAGAAUAGCUUAACAAAUCAAAGUCCAAGCUGCAACACAGAAUUCCUGUUGUCAGGGAAGCAUUGUACAAACCUCUUGGCUGGCUAAAUGAUCAAAGGUGAUAUAUAAAGAAAAUAUGCAGGAGGGUAUUUGUGCUCAGUGAAUCCCUCUUACCAGAUGGGUGCUGUUUGCUUUAUCAGAGCUGCUCCUGCCCAGGAAGGCAAUGCCCUGAGAUUAUUUCAUCUCCCAGAAUCAGACUCCAGAUGUAGAAGCUUCAGAGAUCACCCUGCCACCUAACUGUGCUUACUAGCUCUCAUCUCUCUUUAAGGCAAUGGGAGAAAAAAACAAACCAAAACUCCUAGGAUGCAACACAACCCUUCUGCAUGUGCAAGCAUACAAAAAAAUUAAAGACAAUUUUAAAAUGUCAUGCAGCUUGGCUUGUCUGGGAGUGAGGAAAAUGGACAAGACAAAUCCCAGGAAGUAGCUGAGUUACUUGGAAUAGACUCAGCACACCCUGGGGAUGCCAGAAGGACCCCAUGCAGAGCUGGGGGUCUCCAGACGCCUGUGGGGAGCUCCCUGGCUUAUAUGCCAGAGAAGCAGGAUGUGAGCAGGAGUUUAUAGUCAGCAAUUGUUUCACUUUGGCAAGCAUGAGUCAAGCUUUCCCUGGGAAACAUUUCAAAAAGUUUAAGCUUACGCUCCCUAUAACCACAUAUGUACACAAUCUUCUUUUAGAGGAGAAAAAUGUACAUCUAACAAUUA
Messenger RNA from Poecile atricapillus (Black-capped chickadee), 5695 nucleotides. RefSeq names its product solute carrier family 22 member 3 (gene SLC22A3). The record is from RefSeq and is a predicted model, not a curated record. The transcript has 12 exons. Bases 119 to 1660 code for a protein of 513 amino acids. Gene Ontology annotation, molecular function: transmembrane transporter activity. Gene Ontology annotation, biological process: transmembrane transport. Gene Ontology annotation, cellular component: membrane. NCBI's taxonomy places the organism in Eukaryota, Metazoa, Chordata, Aves, Passeriformes, Paridae.